Messenger RNA from Musa acuminata AAA Group (dessert banana), 2274 nucleotides. Its product is annotated as beta-fructofuranosidase 1. The transcript has 7 exons. NCBI's taxonomy places the organism in Eukaryota, Viridiplantae, Streptophyta, Magnoliopsida, Zingiberales, Musaceae. The coding region runs from base 54 to 1991 and encodes 645 amino acids. The record is from RefSeq and is a predicted model, not a curated record. Gene Ontology annotation, molecular function: beta-fructofuranosidase activity. Gene Ontology annotation, biological process: carbohydrate metabolic process.
UCUCCCCUGCUUCGUUUCCUCUAUUCCCCCUCCCCCCCGCCGCCGCCGCCGCCAUGGCUGCCGAUUCUUGCGCAUAUCCCCCUCUUCUCCACCCUGACCAUCCCGCCGCGACUCCGACAUCAAGGAAGAAAUACUUACCGGUGCUCGCGUUUGCCGCCUCGGCGGCGCUGAUUCUGUGCGUCGCCGCAUUCGCGUCCUACAGCUCGAGUGGCUCUCGCCGGACCGAUUUACCUGGAAAUGGAGCGUCGGAACCGAGCCGACGAAUCUCCAGAGGCCCCGCCGAGGGCGUGUCGGAGAAAUCCUCCAUGGGGCUCCUCGGCUCCUCGCCGUCCUACCCCUGGACCAACUCCAUGCUCCUUUGGCAGCGCACUGCCUUCCAUUUCCAACCUCAGAAGAAUUGGAUGAAUGAUCCCAAUGGGCCGACGUACUACAGGGGAUGGUACCACCUGUUCUACCAAUACAAUCCGGCCUCGGCGGUGUGGGGCAACAUUACGUGGGGGCACGCUGUAUCGCUCGAUCUCGUGCACUGGUUCUAUCUUCCCAUCGCCAUGGUUCCUGACCAUUGGUACGACGCCAACGGCGUCUGGACCGGCUCUGCCACCAUCCUCCCCGACGGCCGCCUCGCCAUGCUCUACACCGGGUCGACCGCCGAGUUGGUGCAGGUGCAGAAUCUCGCCUUCCCGGCCGACCAGGAUGACCCGCUCCUGCUAACGUGGGUCAAAUCCGAGUCAAACCCGGUGCUGGUUCCCCCACCGGGGAUCGCCCCAAAGGACUUCCGCGACCCCACCACGGCCUGGUACGUCCCCUCCGAGUCGGCCUGGCGCAUAGCCAUCGGGUCGAAGAACGACUCGCAGCGCCACGCCGGGAUCGCUCUGGUGUACCGGACGUCCGACUUCCUGAGCUACGAGCUCCUCCCCGGCGUGCUCCACUCGGUGGCCGGGACCGGGAUGUGGGAGUGCGUGGACUUCUACCCGGUGUCGACCGAGUCAGCGACGGGGCUGGACACGUCGGCGGCGACGGGGCCGGGGAUGAAGCACGUGCUGAAGGCGAGCAUGGACGACGACAGGCACGACUACUACGCCAUCGGCACUUACGAGGCGGCCACCAACGCGUGGGUGCCGGACGACCCCGAGAAGGACGUGGGGAUCGGCCUGCGGUACGACUACGGCAUGUUCUACGCGUCCAAGACGUUCUACGACCCGGUGAAGCAACGCCGAGUCCUGUGGGGGUGGAUCGGGGAGACCGACAGCGAGCGCACCGAUCUCCGGAAGGGCUGGGCCUCCCUUCAGACCAUUCCGAGGACGGUUCUCUUCGACCAGAAGACAGAAAGCAACCUCCUACAGUGGCCGGUGGACGACGUGGAGACGCUGAGGUCGGGCAGCCAAGAGUUCAGCAACAUCAGCAUCCCCGCCGGCUCCGUCGUUCCCUUGGACGUCGGCACGGCCACGCAGGUGGACAUCGUGGCCGAGUUCGGGGUCAACAAGUCGGCCUUGGCCGGCGCGGUCGACGCCGCGGUGGGGUACAACUGUAGCACGAGCGGCGGCGCCGCCGGAAGGGGCGUGCUCGGCCCGUUCGGCCUGCUCGUGCUGGCCGACGACGAUCUGUCGGAGCAGACUGCUGUUUAUUUCUACUUCGUGAGAAGCACUGAUGGCAGCAUCAGCACUCACUUCUGCCAUGACGAGCUCAGGUCAUCCGAGGCAGCUGACAUCGUCAAGAGGGUGUAUGGAAGCUUGGUUCCGGUGCUUGAUGGUGAAACCUUAUCAGUACGCAUACUAGUGGAUCACUCUGUCAUAGAGAGCUUUGCACAAGGAGGAAGGACAUGCAUCACAUCACGUGUAUACCCAACCAGCGCAACCUACGGCGGGGGACGGCUUUUCCUCUUCAACAACGCCACCGGAGUCGAUGUCACGGCCAAGUCGCUUAAGAUCUGGCAGAUGGGUUCCGCGUUCAUUCGGCCGUUCUCUGAGCACGACUCAGUUUCACUCCACUGAUCUCGAACAGCUUCGUCCAAACUUCAACCAGACAAAGUUGAGUCAAACUCCAUCGUCUUCCUGUAGAAAAAGGAAUCUGCUUCGAUCGCAUUCAUUCAUCAGUUCACCGGAAAAGGUCUAUCAAGAUGGAUUCGAUUGUCUACUUGCUUUUGUGUGAAGGCCUUUCCAUGUAAUUCUUUUGGGAGGAUGUCAUUUUGAUUAUUUUCUUCAGAAAUACAUGCAUUAAUGUGUGUGUCGAGUCAAAAUUCAUUCGAUUAAUGGGAACAACCUCAUCAUUUUCUUA